Molecule: messenger RNA, 3723 nt
Organism: Strongyloides ratti
Lineage: Eukaryota; Metazoa; Nematoda; Chromadorea; Rhabditida; Strongyloididae
Product: HAT dimerisation domain, C-terminal and Ribonuclease H-like domain-containing protein
Exons: 4
Coding region: 1-3723 (1240 amino acids)
Molecular function (GO): protein dimerization activity
Source: RefSeq, a predicted model, not a curated record
AUGGACUUUAAUCUUGAUAUAAAUACAUCAUCAGAUGGUGUAUCUGAACAAAAGAAAAUAAGAUUAGAUAAUGUUGAUGGAAAUUGUAAAAAUCAUACUGAAAAUGGAAUAUCAAGUUCAUUAGCUUCACUUUUUCCAAAAAAUGAAGAUAAUAGUAAUGGAGAAUUUAAUGUUGACUGGGGAAAUAUUUUUUCUAAAGUAACUAAUAAUGGAAUAUUUAAAUGUGAAGAUGGUAUUAAAAAAGAUUCUGAUGAUACAAAUAAUUCACCAAUUGAAAAUACUACAAAAUCUGAACAUAUUCAACGUGGUAAUAACAAUAAUAAUAAUAAUAACAAUGAACAUAAAAGUAAUAAUAUACAAAAUGUAUUACAAAAUAUGAAUAAUCCUAUUGCUACAAUGUUUCUUGCUUCACAUGCACAAAAUAUUUUAAGAGGAAAUGGUAAUAUGUCAUCAGGGCAACCAUUUAAUCCAAUGUUUAUGCCUUUUAUUCCUGGAAUGAGUAAUUGUGAAAAUCCACAACAAAUUCUUCAAUUUUUACAACAACAAAUAGGAGUUAAUGGUAAUGAUCCACAUUUAAUACAAAUGUAUAUGCAACAAACACAAAAUUAUUUUAAGUCUUUAUUACAGAAUCCUGAAAAUAAAGAAGCUUUAAAACAAACAUUAUUAGCUUCCCAUCGUGGAUCAUCACAAACACCCAUGUCAACAACUCCACCAACUGUUGGUAUUCCAGGAGCUGUUGCUGUUGCUGCAUCACCUGCUGCUGCUUUAUUUCCUGAAGAUGACUGGUCCUGGCAUAGAAAUCCUGCUGCAGCUAUACGAAGCGGUGGAACAAAUAAACAGACACCAGUUUGGAAAUAUUUUGUUUAUAAUAAACAAGAAAAUAUUAGUAGAUGUAUUAUAGGAGAUUGUAGUUAUAUGCUCAAAGGACCACAUACAUCAACAUUAGCCUGUCAUCUCAAAAAACAUCCUGCCGAAUUUGCUGAAUUUCAAAGACUUAAACAAGAGUAUACCCGUGAAAGAAGUGUCAGUCAAAUAGGUAAUCCUACAACACCUACAUUCAAAAAUUCUACUAAUAAUAAUUAUAAUAAUUUCAAUAAUGGAGGAAACUACAAUAAGAUGAGAGGAAAUUUUAAUGCUAUUGGUGGUGGAAUAAAAAAUAAUCAACUUAAACAACAACCAGAUAUGAAUAAUAUUUGGAAUACUUUAAGUGCUAAAGCUCAUUCACAAGUAACAAAUUAUCAAAAUGAAAAUAAUAAUAAAAUGAGUAAUACACAAAAUAAGAAUCAACAUAUUCAAUUAAAUGGUAAUAUGAAUAAUAAUAUGUUAGGAAAUGUUCAAUAUAAUCCUAGUGAACUUCUUAAUAUAAUGACUGCUAAUAUUAGUUCAUUUUUACCAACAAAUAAUAAUGAAAGAAAUGAUAAUAAGGAAGAAAAAAUAAAUAUAAAAAAUGAUGAAAAAGAAACUACUUCUCCUGGAAGUGUUAAUAAUGAAAAUAUUAAUAGUGGAGAUAAUAGUAGUAGUGAAAAUAAUGAUAGUAGUAUAUUUAGUAGAUCUCCAUCAAAUAUUCUUUCAGGUAAUCAAGGAAAUGAAGAUAAAUGGAUGAAGGAGGAUAAAAAACAAAAAGAUCUUGAAGUUAAAUUAGCUAUGAUGUUAGGAACAACACAAUUACCAUUAAAAAUUAUUCAAAAUUCUGAUUUUAGAAAUUUUUUAAAAAUGGCUCAACCAAAAUUUGAUAUUCCAGUUGAAGUAAAAGAUAUAGAUGAGAUUCUUAAUAAUAAAUAUCAGCAAAUGACUGAUAUAUUAAAAAAAGAACUUUCUAAAUUAUCUAGUUAUACAUUAAUGAUUGACUUACUUAAAAUAUCACCAAAAUCAAUUGAUAUAUUUACUUCAAGAAAACGAAAAUAUCAUGAAACUACUAUGUUAAAUGACAAUGAAUGCCAUAUACAAAAUUCAAAUGAAUCAAUUAUUUCUUUUCCACCAUCAAUUCAAAGUGAUGUUACCAUAAUUUCCGAUGAUUCAUGUGUUAAUGGAUCUUCAAUAAAUCUCCCAAAUUUACAGAUCUCACCUGCAACUGUUUCAUGUUCUUCAUCAAUCUCACCUAGUCAAAUUUCAAGUACACCAUCAACAUAUGAUGAAAAAAAUGGAACAUUUGAAAGUAUUAAAAGAAAUUAUGAAGAAUAUAGAUUAUGUGUUUCUGUAACUUAUUAUAAUAAAAAUACUGGAAAAAUUGAAAUUAUUUUACUUGCUGUUAAACCAAUUAUAUUUAAAAAUGAUGAAUUUAAAAUAAUUUUAAGUGAAACAGUUAAAUCAAUUUUACAAGAAUAUAAUAUGGAUAUAGAUAAAGCUUCUAAAAUAUUAACACAUGGUUUAACUGAAUGUGGAAUAGAUGAUAAUGAUUUAUUUACAAAACAAAUGAUGCCAUAUAAUUUUAAACUAUAUCAAUUUUUAAAAAAAGUUCUUCAAUCAAAUAGUACAGUUCAAAAUUUAAAAAAAGCAUUUAGUCAGAUGAUGAAUCCAUUUUUAUGUAAUCAACAAAAUAUUGAUGAAUUUAAUAAACAUCUUUCUGAAUAUGGUCAAGAAAUUAAUCAGUAUGAUAGUUUUUUUAAAUUAGCAUCUGCUGUUCUUACUGCUAAAGAAGUUUUUUUAACAAUAUUUUUAAGAAAAGUUAAUUUUAAUACUUCUUCUACAAUGAUGAAUGAAGAGAAAUGGAAUCAAUUAGAUCAAUUAAUACAACUUUUAAAAAUGUUUAAUGAUCAUACUUCAAGAAUUAUUGGUAAUGAAUUAACAACAAUAGAUAAAGUUGUUCCUAGUCUUAUGCAAUUAAAAGUAUCAUUAGAAAGAGGUUAUAAUGGGUUUGAAGAUUUAUGUUAUGAAUUAAAAAAUGAACUUAAUAUGGCUACAGCUAAUAUAUUAGAUACAGAAUCACCAAAUUUUGAUAGUACAUUUAUUGAAGCAACAGCUCUAAAUACUCAAUUAGCUGUUUUAUUAGAUGAUUCACAAAUUGCUUGUGCUAAAACAGCUAUUGAAAAAGCAUUAACAAAACGAAUGAAUUUUCAAUUAAAUGAAAAUAUAUCUAUUGAACAAUCAACAAAUGUACAAUCAGUAUCAUCACCAUCUCUUUCUUCAGCAAGUUCCACAUCUUCUGAGGCAUCUUCUAAUAAUACAGGGUCAAAUACUAUUUCUCAUCCAGCAUCUUCAUUAUUUCCUGACUUGUUACAAGCAGCAAAUCAAAGAAGAAAACAAUUACAAGAUAAUAAUAAAAAUAAUGAAAAUAAAAAAAAUAUUAUGGCAGAAGUUGUUGUACAGUCAUACUUUGAUAAUAUAUAUUCUUCAAAUAAUCAAGCAUUUUCUGUUUUUGAAUCAUCUUCCAUAGAUAACCAAUCACUAAAUUCUAACACAUCUAUAAAUACUCAAUUACCACCAUUAGAAUUUUGGCGUUCAUAUUCCUCAAAAUCAUUUCACCUUUCUGAAUAUGCAAUUGAACUUCUCUCAAUACCUGUUUCAACACUUUCUAUUCAAAAAAUAUUUCAUGAUGAUGAUCAUGGAUCUAGUCUAUCACUUCUUAAUAAAGCUCUUGGUGAUACAAGUACAUCAAUAAUCUCUAUAAAUUUAGACUCUUUUGCCAUAACAAAAGCACUAGAAACUCCAGCUAAAUUUGAAAGAGAUGUUUUUAUUAAAUUUAACAAGAAUCUUAGUAUUAUUAAUGAUAAGAAAAUAAUUUAA